Molecule: messenger RNA, 643 nt
Organism: Rhipicephalus microplus (southern cattle tick)
Lineage: Eukaryota; Metazoa; Arthropoda; Arachnida; Ixodida; Ixodidae
Source: RefSeq, a predicted model, not a curated record
AUAGACGCCAUACAAAUAUGUACAAUGUGGCGCUGUUAAUUCUGAUAAUUUUCUGCCUAGACGAUACACAAGCUCAAAAUGCUUCCUAUCGAGAUUUACUUCAUCUGCUCAACACCACUUCAAGAAUUUAUGUGUACUACACCAGCUACAUGAUGUAUAAGAAUAACGAUGCACUGACGUGUUUGUAUUAUUUAAAAGAUGUUUUAACAGAGACAUUCUUUAGGGUUGACCUGAAUUACAACAGAUACGAUGAAAGGUUCAGUAGAGAGGUUACCGGGAUACUGGGAAAUGAUACAAAAGGGGACCCGUUUAUGCAGCCUUUUUCCUGGCCAGGACCGUGGCCUCCAAUGCCGAAGGUUUUAAAAUAUUAUGAUUCAAGACAUCACUGCGGAGUUUUUUUGCUACAAGUUGCUGGUACAAUGCAAUGCGAGCUCCACAUUUGGGAAGGCGAUAUAAUAAAAAAAGAACAAUAUUUUUAUAAUAUCAAAAAGACCUGCAUAACGUUUUACAAUAAAAUCUGUGGUGGUGAGAAACCGACGGUUACAAUGUAUACAACCAACUGCUACAAGAUAUGAAGCGAGACACUUUGCUUAUGUCCGGUGACUACCCGGAACAUUCAUCCUAAAGGCUACUGAUAUUUUAU